This is a messenger RNA of Anarrhichthys ocellatus (wolf-eel), 1715 nucleotides long. Its product is annotated as gamma-aminobutyric acid receptor-associated protein-like 2. The transcript has 3 exons. Bases 199 to 567 code for a protein of 122 amino acids. Lineage: Eukaryota; Metazoa; Chordata; Actinopteri; Perciformes; Anarhichadidae. The record is from RefSeq and is a predicted model, not a curated record.
GCCUGGGCAGUAGUCUGAUCGUGAAGAGGACAUUGUUGUUUGUUGUUUUAGUGUCGAACAGCUGUGCUGUGUGUCCGUCCCGUGCAUCCAUUUUAACAGUCACAAUUUAAAAGAGGACAACUUUAAAGAAGUACAUUUAGAAAUAUAUUAUUUAUUGAUAAUCUGCAGCUGCAUCGAGCGACACAGAGCCCCGGAAACAUGAAAUGGAUGUUCAAAGAGGAUCACUCCUUAGAACAUCGAUGCAUAGAAUCAGCCAAAAUCCGCAACAAGUACCCUGACCGGGUCCCGGUGAUCGUGGAGAAGGUGUCGGGGUCGCAGAUCGUGGACAUCGACAAGAGGAAGUACCUCGUCCCCUCCGACAUCACGGUGGCUCAGUUCAUGUGGAUCAUCAGGAAACGCAUCCAGCUGCCCUCAGAGAAGGCCAUCUUCCUGUUCGUGGACAAGACGGUGCCUCAGUCCAGGUCAGGGCCGGGGCGCUGGGUUUGGGGGGGUAGUUAUUUUCAGAGGUUCCCAAUUCCCGGGUCGAUUACCGGUACCGGGCCUCAGAACGUUUGCAAGAGAAGAUGAUGUGAUUCUGAAUGAUAAUUAUGUGUGUUGAGAGCAUAAAUAAAAAGAGAUCACACCAGAAGAGAAACCUGCAUGUGAACGAGCGAAUAGACAGCGAUCGAUCGACAGUAAAUUAAUUAACAGCUCUUUUUUUAAUUUGUUUUUUUAUAUAAUUUUAAAUGUCAAAAAGUGCAUAAUUUGUCCAAAACCCAAAUAUAUUUUUAUUUGAAAUCAUAAAUGACAAAGAGAACCUGUAAAAAUUCACAUUUGAGAAGCUUCGAUCAGCAAAUAUUUGGCAUUGUUAAGUAAGUAAAUGAUUCCGUGAUGAUCACAACAGCACAGAGACGCCUUCAUGGUCAUAAACGGUAGUCGAGAUAAAACUUGAGUCAAAUGACUUUAUAGCUUUUAUCAACAGGAACUCUGUUUAAUUCCAGACGCUGUCACAGUCGGGAUGAAGAGUCUCUUUUUUUAAUUUCCCGUGUGGCUUUUUAUCUCAUUUAUUACACGAGUCACUGCUCCUCUUAUUAUAAUGCCAAUUUAAGAAAAUAAUGUUUGUUGAAAUAAAUUGAUUAAAAGUAAGAAGGUGGAGUAGAGUGAGUAAAGACCUGGAGAAAGAUAUGAAAGUACAACGUCAUGAGUUAAUGUGUUAGGAGUUCAUAUUCAGGCUGAUUCAACACUGAGACAGAGGGAGCAGUAGUUACACCCAUCACUCCUCUCAGACCAGCCGUGACUCAGCACUUUCUGUCUGUAUUUUUAGCCCCGUCACAGAGAGAAAAAAGGCCUCUGAGGCCAGCAGCCUUUAACCUUUUAGACUUGUUUCUAAAUGUAGAGAUCUGGUGGAGAAACAGCCGUCUCACACUCAACUAUCUGAGCUUAUAGUCUUCAGUUUCUACUCUAAUUUUACUUUGGUUGGUAAUUAUGAGCAGUUAAUCUUGUGAUAGUUUGGAAAAUAGAUAGUUGCGUUCAAUAGAGACUUCUUUUUUUUUUGCCACCUACCCUCUCUGUGGCUUUCAGCUCCAACCCCAUUGGUUCAUACUGAAGAGACACAUCUUUAACAACACCAAUACAUUGGUUCAAUUCAGUCAGUCAUUUCCUAAAUCAGCUGGUCACUGUAGGUUUAAAUCAAACAAACAGGAGGAAAUAGUGCCUUUGUUGGGGACUAUAUUCAG